AUGUACUUCGCCAACUGGUGGACAGCACAGCCCCCUAUCCAGAAGGAUGUUACACAAGAGAUGAUUCCCUUUGCUGCUCCUGCACAUCCGUGUGGAAGAAAGGGAAUGGGGAAGGCUAUUGGCAAUCAAGAGUGCUGUUUUGUCCCACAUGUUGACAAGAUUCUUGUUGUUGAAGCAGCAUUCGACCAGGCACAGCCAGGCCCCACCUGUCUCCACCAGGCCCCGUCCAUCGCCACCAGUUCCCAUUCGUCGUCACCAGUUCCCAUCUGUCGCCACCUGGCCCCACCUGUCUCCACCAGUCCCCAUCUAUCGCCACCUGUCUUCACCGGGCCCCAUCUAUCACCACCGGUCCGCAUCUGUCGCCACCAGUCGCCAUCUGGCCCCACCUAUCGCCACCAGACCUUACCUAUCGCCACCAGUCCCCAUGUGUCGCCACCGGACCCCAUCUAUCGCUACCGGUCCCUGUCUGUCGUCACCAGGCCCCAUCAGUCCCCAACUAUCGCCACCGGGCCCCAUCAGUCCCCAACCAUCGCCACCAGGCCGCACCUGUCUCCACCAGGCCGCAUUGGUCUCCACCAGGCCGCACCAGUCUCCACCAGGCGCCACCGGUCUCCACCAGGCCGCAGCACCGGUCUCCAUCAGGCCCCACCGGUCUCAACCAGGCCCCACCGGUCUCCACCAGACACCACCGGUCUCCACCGGCCGCACCAGUCUCCACCAGGCGCCACCGGUCUCCACCAGGCCGCAGCACCGGUCUCCACCAGGCCCCACCGGUCUCAACCAGGCCCCAUCGGUCUCCACCAGACACCACCGGUCUCCACCAGGCUCCUCCGGUCUCCACCAGGCCCCACCGGUCCCCACCAGGCCCCACCUGUAUCCACCUGGCCCCAGCUGUCGCCACCGGGUCCCGUCAUUCGCCAUCGGGCCCCACCUGUCUCCACCAGGCCCCACCUGUCGCCACCUGGCCCCAGCUGUCGCCACCAGGACCCACCUGUCGCCACCUGGCCCCUACCUGUCCUCACCCCCUUCGCGGGUAAAGGAGCCUGUGGGGGCUGA
Chiloscyllium plagiosum (whitespotted bambooshark) is the source of this 1056-nucleotide messenger RNA. The record is from RefSeq and is a predicted model, not a curated record. Lineage: Eukaryota; Metazoa; Chordata; Chondrichthyes; Orectolobiformes; Hemiscylliidae.